AUGCUAGAUGCAGCCACCAGGUGGACCCAGCAGCACAGUGUGGACUGGAAACAGCCGCCGUCACCAAAGUGUGAGGAGCUCGCCUGCUGCGUCAGGAAACCCGAUGUGAUGAGCGUCUGCUGUAAAGGAGAUUUAAACACAUCACCUUGGACUUUAAGAAGCGGGGAUGUUCACGCAGCGUGUAAAGGAAGUGGAAAAUUGAGCCGUAGAUGUAUCGGCAUCAGAGAGCUCAGAAUGAAGAAGUCGGUCCGGCCAGCGGUGAGCAAGGUGAGCGGAGAUCGAGGGAAGGCAGAUGCCUCGGCUAACGCUGGCACCGGAAAGCCUGCGACCAAGAGCAGCUCUGCACCUCUGUCUAAGGUAAAAAGCAACGAUGAUCUUUUAGCAGCUAUGACCGGAGGGACUCCUGCGUCGAGUAACGCCGUCAACAAGACCAAGAGAACCGCCUCCGUUGGGACAAAUGCAAGCAACAUCGACAGCAGGCCAAAGACGACAUCAGGUACUUCAUCUAAGCGUACAACCUCUUCGAUUUCCAAGGAGCCGAAUUCAUCACGUGACCGUCUCCGGACCUCCAGGACCGCAGCCAAUAAGAAGCAGCUGGUAUCGGGGACAGCCGCGGGGGAUGCGGCCUCGGGGAAACGCUCUCGCAGCCAGAUCCUGGCAGAGUCUGACGGCCGUAUGAGCAAGUCUAAAUCAGACGGCCAGAUCAGCGAUAAGGUGGCUCUGGAGACCAAAGUGAAGGACCUGUUGGGUUUGGCUAAAAGCAAAGACGUGGAGAUCCACCACCUCCGCAGUGAGCUGAGGGGCAUGAGGGCCCAGCUCGGCUUGGGAGGGAAGGAAGCGCCGCAGCAGGAAGAAGCUGGGGAGGAGGAGGAGGAAGAGGAGGAGGAGGAAGAGGAGGAGAAGCUGCCGCCGCCGCAGGUGUCGGCCAUCACAGCAGCCGAUGUGGAGUCCACUCUGAUUCUCUUACAGGAGCAGAACCAGGCCAUCAGAGAGGAGCUCAACCUGCUGAAGAGUGAGAACCGAAUGCUGAAGGACCGGCUCAACGCGCUGGGCUUCUCUCUGGAGCAGAGGCUGGAUGCCUCCGACAAGCUGUUCAACUACGCCUCCCUGAGCCCGGACCUGGCGGCGAGCAGCGGGCAGAGCGACGGUGGAGGAACGGGAACGCUGACCUCCUCCGUCGAGGGCUCGGCCCCCGGCUCCCUGGAGGAUCUGCUCACAGGACACCAGCAUGGAGGCUCUGCAGACAACCUCGACAGUGAAUCCAGCGAGGUCUACCAGGCCGUCACCUCCAGCGAUGACGCUCUGGACGCCCCCUCUGGAGCUUCCUCCUCAUCUGAGUCGGAGUGCGCGCCCAGCAGGGAGCGCUCGCGGCGAGGCAGCAGUGACAAUGCCAGCGAGGUGUCGGUGGCCUGUCUGACGGAGCGCAUCCACCAGAUGGAGGAGAACCAGCACAGCACUGCGGAGGAGCUGCAGGCCACAUUACAGGAGCUGGCCGACCUGCAGCAGAUCACGCAGGAGCUGAACGGAGAGAACGAGCGGCUCGGGGAAGAGAAGGUGAUCCUCAUGGACUCGCUGUGCCAGCAGAGCGACAAGCUGGAGCUGUACGGUCGACAGAUCGAGUACCUGCGCUCUCUGCUGGAGGAGCAUCACAUAUCGUACGGCCUGGAGGAGGACAUCAAGAGCGGCCGCUACCUGGAGCUGGAGCAGCGCUACGGAGACCUGGCAGACAACGCCCGCUUUGAGAGGGAACAGCUGCUGGGGGUCCAACAACAUCUGUCCAACACGCUGAAGAUGGCUGAACAGGACAACGCCGAGGCCCAGGAGAUGAUCGGAGCGCUGAAAGAGAGGAACCACCAGAUGGAGCGCAUCAUGGAGUCCGAGAGACAGGGCCGAGCCGCCAUGGGGGCCGCGCUCGAGGAGUACAAGGCGGCGGUGAGCAGCGACCAGGCGGAGCUGAGCCGCUGCAGAGCCCAGCUGGACCAGGAGAGGCAGCGCGUCGCCGAGCUGUACUCGCUCCACACCGCGGGGGACAAAAACGACAUCUGCCAACUGCUGGAAGGAGUGCGUCAGGGGAAAGAAGAGGCGGAGGCCAAGGCGGCCAAGUUGCAGGAAGAGUUGGAAAAAGCCCACAGCGAACUCACUCGGCUGCAGGAGACUUUCAGUAAGCUGGACGGGGAAUACAGAGACUUUCGGGAGCGUGUGCAGCGGCAGAUGGCCGAGCAGGAGCGCGUUCUGGAGAAGCAGCGCGGCGACCUGCAGGAGAAGGAGACGGAGAUCGCAGACAUGAAGGAAACCAUCUUUGAGCUGGAGGACGAGGUGGAGCAGCACCGAGCUCUGAAGCUCCACGACAACCUCAUCAUCACAGACCUGGAGAACUCUGUGAAGAAGCUGCAGGACCAGAAGCACGACAUGGAGAGAGAGAUCAAGAUCCUUCACCGCAGACUGAGGGAGGAGUCGAUGGAGUGGCGUCAGUUCCAGGCCGACCUGCAGACGGCUGUUGUCAUUGCAAAUGACAUCAAGUCUGAAGCGCAGGAGGAGAUCGGGGACCUGCGGCGCCGGCUGCAGGAAAACCAGGAGAAGAACGAGAAGCUGUGCAAAGAGCUGGACGAGGUCAAGACUCGCAAGCAGGACGAGGAGCGAGGCCGAGUGUACAACUACAUGAACGCAGUGGAGAGAGACCUGGCUGCUCUCAGACAGGGCAUGGGUCUCAGCCGGAGAUCCUCCACCUCCUCUGAGCCCUCGCCCACCGUCAAGACACUCAUCAAGAGCUUCGACAGCGCCUCUCAAGAAACAGAAUUCGGUUUAUUGCCAAGUCCCCCCACCAACGGCAGCGUCCCUGUGACUCCCACAGCCGCCGCUGCUCCGCUCCCACGCACCCCCCUCAGCCCCAGCCCCAUGAAGACGCCCCCUGCAGCCGCUGUGUCACCCAUACAGAGACACUCCGUCCCUGGAUCCAUGUCAGCAGCCAAGCCGCUCUCGUCCCUGAGUGACAAGAGGCCCAGCUACACAGACAUCAGUCUGCCAGCGGAGCACCUUCUCAGGGGAACCUCGGCAAGCCGACCUCCGUCCGCCAUCCAGAGGGUCUCCAACAUGGACUCCACCAAGGCCAUCUCAGUGUCCCGCCGGAGCAGUGAGGAGAUGAAGAGGGACAUGUCUGCUCCAGACGCCUCCUCAUCCUCCCUGAUGGCUCUGAGUGCUGCCUCCUCCCCGCUCUCCCUGUCCUCCUCCUCCCCCACCGCCUCCAUCACCCCCACAGCACGCAGCCGUCUAAGAGAAGAGAGAAAGGACCCGCUGUCGGCGCUGGCCAGAGAGUACGGAGGCUCCAAGAGAAAUGCUUUGCUAAAGUGGUGCCAGAAGAAGACCGAGGGUUAUCAGAACAUUGACAUCACAAACUUCAGCAGCAGAAAUGUCCGACAAAGAUGA
This is a messenger RNA of Cottoperca gobio, 3423 nucleotides long. RefSeq names its product sperm antigen with calponin homology and coiled-coil domains 1-like a (gene specc1la). The record is from RefSeq and is a predicted model, not a curated record. NCBI's taxonomy places the organism in Eukaryota, Metazoa, Chordata, Actinopteri, Perciformes, Bovichtidae. The transcript is spliced from 19 exons. Bases 1 to 3423 code for a protein of 1140 amino acids.